GAUAUUUAGUGAGCCAAAUACAUAUUAGCCACCUUUACGAAGGAGGUAAAUGUAGUAUGAAAGAAGAGAGACAUUAAGCAAUGAUCGAGACGGACGUGCGGGCUGUGGCUCAUCUCGGAUUCUUGGCGGUGAUCAUUUGCGCUCGUCGCCCUCCAUCAACCCUUGUCUCUACGGCCUCGAAUCCUAGCCCCCACCAUCUCCAGACCCAGACCAAAGAAUGGAACGGCCUACCGCGAUUUCGUCGAAAGAGGAUUACUACAACCUGGGGGUCUUUCGACGACCCAUCCGCACGCACAGUGAGGAUUCGCAAACUUGGUUUACUCGUGGCCUGACCUGGUGCUAUGCCUUCAACCACGAAGAGGCAGCUAGCUGCUUCGAACAAGCCAUUGCCCAUGAUGCUGAGUGCUCCAUGGCUCAUUGGGGACUGGCAUACUCCCUGGGCCCUAAUUAUAACAAGCCGUGGGAAUUCUUCGACAAGCAGGAGCUUGACAGUAUCCUGAGGCGGGGUCAUCGAGCUGUGGAGCGUGCUUGUUCCACCGCGACAACUCCUGAGGAAAAGGCUCUGGCACACGCCCUGCAGUUCAGAUAUCCACAAGAAGAGGCAGCAGAGGCGAAAGAGUGUACGCCAUGGAACAAGGAGUAUGCAAAUGCUAUGAGAGGCGUGUACAAGACAUUCCCCGAGGACUUGGAUAUCGCUGCUCUUUUCGCGGAUGCCCUAAUGAAUAUGACGCCCUGGGCCUUGUGGGAUAUACGGACUGGACAACCAGCAGAAGGUGCUCAAACCCUGGAAGCAAAGGCAGUCCUUGAUCGGGCUCUGGCACAGCAAGGAGGUGAUGCGCAUCCAGGGCUUCUGCACUUGUAUAUUCAUCUCAUGGAGAUGUCAACUACCCUAGAGAUCGCACUGCCAGCUGCAGACCACCUGCGGGGGCUUAUACCAGAUGCCGGUCAUCUCAACCAUAUGCCGACACAUCUGGAUAUUCUAUGCGGUGAUUAUCGGCGAGCGAUUACCUCUAAUUCCGAAGCCAUUCGAGCUGAUGAGAAGUUCCUCGCGCGAGCAGGCGCCCUCAAUUUCUAUUCCCUUUACCGGUCACAUAACUACCACUUCCGGAUAUACGCAGCGAUGUUUGCAGGACAAUCGAAGGUUGCAAUAGACACAAUAUCACAAUUGGAGGCUUCCCUGCCAGAAGAGCUGUUGAGGAUUGAAUCUCCCCCAAUGGCAGACUGGCUAGAGGGCUUUCUCUCCAUGCGAGUGCAUGCUUUGAUACGAUUUGGAUGCUGGGAAGAUAUUGUGAAAAUGGAACUUCCUCCAGAUCCAAAGCUCUACUGCGUGACUACGGCAAUGAUUCAUUAUGCCAAAGGUGUCGCCCUGGCUGCUACUGGGAGGGUUAGAGAAGCUGAGGAGGAGCAUAGUCUCUUUGUCGAUGCCGUCAAGCGCGUUACCAAAAGCCGUAUGCUUUUUAAUAACACCUGUGUGGAUAUUCUCGCCAUUGCCAGGGAAAUGCUGGAUGGAGAGCUCGAGUACCGUCGUGGCAACUUGGAUGCAGCUUUCGCACAUUUACAAAAGUCUAUUGUUCUUGAUGACCAGCUGCCCUAUGAUGAACCUUGGGGUUGGAUGCAGCCAACUCGGCAUGCGUAUGGUGCACUUUUGCUUGAGCAAGGCUAUGUUGAAAAGGCGUUAGCAGUUUACAGUGCUGACCUUGGUAUGGAUGAUACUCUUCCAAGAGCGUUGCAGCAUCCAAAUAAUGUUUGGGCUCUACACGGGUAUCAUGAGUGUUUAGUCAAGCUGGGUCGAACAGCAGAGGCGCGCAUCAUACAGCAGCAACUGAAGGUGGCUGCCGCUAUUGCAGAUGUGCCUGUCAAAUCUUCGUGCUUUUGCAGGUUGUCAACUGGCUAGGAGUGAACACUCGUAGGGUCAGGUACAGACAGUUCUGGAGAGACGCUUUCAAGAAACAAUGUUCCUCACAGCCAUCAACCACAGGAUGCACAGGUGGAGCAGAAAGCCAGUAUUUCCUUGCUUAUGAGCAAAUCUUGAGAGAUGUGCUUAUGCUGCUCCCAAGGGAAUGGUAUAGCCUGAAGCCACUCUCCUGCUCACCUAGAAGGCACGUUAACCUCAAAGUGUCAACCAGCACAGCCGA
Molecule: messenger RNA, 2135 nt
Organism: Cadophora gregata
Lineage: Eukaryota; Fungi; Ascomycota; Leotiomycetes; Helotiales; Ploettnerulaceae
Exons: 2
Coding region: 218-1894 (558 amino acids)
Cellular component (GO): intracellular anatomical structure
Molecular function (GO): protein binding
Source: RefSeq, a predicted model, not a curated record